UCUUCAAAUAGGAUCAUGGACUUCUUGGAGGAGCCAAUCCCUGGUGUAGGGACCUAUGAUGAUUUCAACACAAUUGAUUGGGUGAGAGAGAAGUCUCGAGACCGAGAUCGGCACCGAGAGAUUACCAAUAAAAGCAAGGAGUCAACAUGGGCCUUGAUUCACAGUGUGAGCGAUGCGUUUUCUGGCUGGUUGUUGAUGCUCCUUAUUGGGCUUUUAUCAGGUUCUCUAGCAGGCCUGAUAGACAUCUCUGCUCACUGGAUGACAGACUUAAAAGAAGGGAUAUGCACAGGGGGAUUCUGGUUUAACCAUGAACACUGUUGCUGGAAUUCUGAGCAUGUCACGUUUGAAGACAGAGACAAGUGUCCAGAGUGGAAUAGCUGGUCCCAGCUUAUCAUCAAUACAGAUCAGGGAGCCUUUGCCUACAUAGUCAAUUAUUUCAUGUACGUCCUCUGGGCUCUCCUGUUUGCUUUCCUUGCCGUGUCUCUUGUCAAAGCAUUUGCACCUUAUGCCUGUGGCUCUGGAAUCCCUGAGAUAAAAACUAUCCUGAGUGGUUUCAUUAUUAGGGGUUAUUUGGGUAAGUGGACCCUGGUCAUCAAAACUAUCACUCUGGUGCUGGCAGUGUCAUCUGGCUUGAGCCUGGGCAAAGAGGGCCCUCUAGUGCACGUGGCCUGCUGCUGUGGGAACAUCCUGUGCCAUUGCUUCAACAAAUACAGGAAGAAUGAAGCCAAGCGCAGAGAGGUCUUAUCAGCUGCAGCAGCUGCUGGUGUUUCUGUAGCCUUUGGGGCACCUAUUGGUGGAGUAUUAUUCAGCCUGGAAGAGGUCAGCUACUAUUUUCCCCUGAAAACACUCUGGCGUUCAUUCUUUGCUGCCCUAGUGGCAGCUUUUACACUCCGGUCCAUCAAUCCAUUUGGAAACAGCCGCUUAGUUCUAUUUUAUGUGGAGUUUCACACCCCAUGGCAUCUUUUUGAGCUUGUGCCAUUCAUUGUGCUGGGCAUAUUCGGUGGCCUUUGGGGAGCUCUGUUUAUCCGUACAAACAUUGCCUGGUGUCGGAAGCGUAAAACCACACAAUUGGGCAAGUAUCCUGUCGUCGAGGUACUCAUUGUGACAGCCAUCACUGCCAUCUUGGCUUUCCCUAAUGAAUACACCCGGAUGAGCACAAGUGAGCUCAUUUCUGAGCUAUUCAAUGACUGUGGCCUUCUGGACUCCUCCAAGCUCUGUGAUUAUGAGAACCAUUUCAACACAAGCAAAGGCGGUGAGCUGCCCGACAGACCUGCUGGCCAAGGCGUCUACAGUGCUAUGUGGCAGCUGGCUUUGACCCUCAUACUGAAAAUAGUCAUCACUAUAUUCACCUUUGGCAUGAAGAUUCCUUCUGGUCUCUUUAUCCCCAGCAUGGCUGUCGGCGCUAUAGCAGGCCGUCUUUUAGGAGUAGGGAUGGAGCAGCUGGCUUACUACCACCAUGACUGGGGCAUCUUCAACAGCUGGUGUAGUCAGGGAGCUGAUUGCAUCACACCUGGCCUUUACGCUAUGGUUGGGGCUGCGGCCUGUUUAGGUGGGGUAACUCGGAUGACCGUUUCUCUUGUUGUCAUAAUGUUUGAACUGACUGGUGGCCUGGAAUAUAUUGUGCCUCUGAUGGCUGCAGCCAUGACAAGCAAGUGGGUGGCAGAUGCUCUUGGGCGAGAGGGCAUUUAUGAUGCCCACAUUCGUCUCAAUGGAUACCCCUUUCUUGAAGCCAAAGAAGAAUUCGCUCAUAAGACUCUGGCAAUGGAUGUGAUGAAGCCCCGGAGAAAUGACCCUUUGCUGACUGUCCUUACUCAGGACAGUAUGACUGUGGAAGAUGUAGAGACCAUAAUCAGUGAAACCACUUACAGUGGCUUUCCAGUGGUAGUCUCCCGAGAGUCACAAAGACUCGUGGGCUUUGUUCUUCGAAGAGAUCUCAUUAUUUCAAUUGAAAAUGCUCGGAAGAAGCAGGAUGGGGUUGUGAGCACUUCCAUCAUUUAUUUCACUGAGCACUCACCUCCAAUGCCACCAUACACUCCACCUACCCUGAAGCUUCGGAACAUCCUGGAUCUCAGCCCCUUCACUGUGACAGACCUUACGCCAAUGGAGAUCGUAGUGGAUAUCUUUCGCAAGCUGGGACUGCGCCAGUGCCUGGUUACACACAAUGGGCGCUUACUUGGCAUCAUUACCAAAAAGGAUGUGUUAAAGCACAUAGCACAGAUGGCAAACCAAGAUCCUGAUUCCAUUCUCUUCAACUAGAAUCAUGGGGUUGUGUGGGAUAUGAAACAAGGACAUUGCGGACCAUGGAUAUAUUUUGUUAACUGGGUACCCAAAACACAUUUCCCAUAUUUGGAUGGUGAAGUCAUAUUAGUGUGUUGUCUGUUUCCUACAAGUUAACCAGUUGCACUACGUAAUUUCUGGAAAUGAAUCUCUCUAGGAGAAAGUACAGUUAGGCUUAUGUGAUACUGCAUUAGGAAGGGUUCACGAAAGAGAAAUGAGAUUGCUAUGGUUUAAUUAUGUUUCUUCUUUAAAAUUUUUUUUUUUAAUUUAAAAAUAAUUGUUAGCCAAUAUGCAAUCACUGAAAACUAUGCAAGAAAAAUUCCAACUAUUCUGACAUAUAGCCUGCAGGAAACUCAUGAAUGAGUUAUAUGUGGGGAGGACUCUAACUGUCAUUGGUGGAAGAUGAAGUGUGAACUAAGGGGCUUUGCCUUUCAAGCUACAGAAAGGAAAGCCAGAAGGAAAUAGCAAUGGCAUUUUUUAGACUGUGAAGAUUCAGUUAAAUUCUUAUUCCUGUUACAGUAUUUAGCGUUAUUAGUUUGUUACGUUUACCUUUUCAUUAGAAGACAGUGCUGCUCUGGUUAAUCUCCUCCAAGUGAAGUAGAGGGCUUGACCUUUAGAGCCUGCUUGUCCUGGUCUUUUGAAGUGCACAAAAUUAAGUUACAGAGCUUUCUCCUUGGCUGCAGAAAGGCUAAUUCUCCAAUGGCAAUGCUAGCUAGUAGACAGGACUUUGUUAGCAAUUUGUUAGUAGCUAGGAAUUCUUUCUUCUGGUUUUCUUGAAAUGAUGAUAAAGUUCUGAGCAAAGUCGGUGACUAGGAAUUUCACAUUUUUGUGAAGUCCUAACCAAAUCUCUUACCCAGAUGCCACCUCCAUGGAUGAUGGUGCUUUAGGCUUCUGGAAUAAGUAAGAACAGUAUAUGGAACCGAGCCUAGGCUGAAUACUGGGAAAGCAGGGAGGAUCCCUUUAAAAAGACCACCAGUACUAAAAUAACUGGACACCUGUGCUCCUCCCAGUGUGGAGUAUACAGAACAAGCCGCUGUUCCUGUGAGCAUGAAGGAGGCUUGCGAUACUUCUACAUGUCUCGAAGGAACUGGAACAGGAUAGACGACUGCAGCUGCCUUGAGGUACCAUCCUUAGAUCCAACUGAAAUGCAGAGCUAUCCUAAAACCUAGGUGUAUGGAUGAGGCCUGAUGACACCAAAGGUGCUUGUACCCAGUUAAAAAGGUGCCUGUCUCCAUUUCCUACCACAGCUGUGGCAGUUUAAACAAAAUCACGUUCCAGAAACACCUGGUGGAAUUCAAGAGCGGCCACCAGCAUUCCAGCCACACUCAUUUCUAUCAUUUUAUCCAUGGGCAAUUCCUCUCCCUCCAUUCUGUUUGCCUUUCUUCUCAGCACGGACUCCUCUGUAGGAUGGAGCAGUCCGCUUAGUUAAUCAUUCCUAAUAAUGACAAAAGAGCCCUGCUAGGGCUGGUUGAAUUGUAAGCCAAGGCUUAGCAGUCUCGCAGC
This is a messenger RNA of Peromyscus eremicus (cactus mouse), 3780 nucleotides long. It is a transcript of the gene Clcn5, whose product is annotated as chloride voltage-gated channel 5. NCBI's taxonomy places the organism in Eukaryota, Metazoa, Chordata, Mammalia, Rodentia, Cricetidae. The coding region runs from base 16 to 2256 and encodes 746 amino acids. Gene Ontology annotation, biological process: transmembrane transport; chloride transport. Gene Ontology annotation, cellular component: Golgi apparatus; early endosome; synaptic vesicle. Gene Ontology annotation, molecular function: voltage-gated chloride channel activity. The transcript has 11 exons. The record is from RefSeq and is a predicted model, not a curated record.